AUGCGGUUCACCACCUCCACCGCCGCCAUUGCUGCCUUUGCAGUCUGUCUUCUAGCUCCGUCGACAAAGUCCUCCCCCGUAAAUAACCAGCCCCCGGCGCACGUCGAGAACUUGCCCAACGCUGCCCAGCAGCAGCAAGUGAUCCAGACGAACCAGGAGCAGCCAAAGAAACUCAAGGGGAGAUUUCUCCACAUCUCAGAUGUACACCCAGAUCCGUUCUAUGUUACCGGUUCAGAUCCUCUCCAGCGUUGCCACCGCGGUUCGGGCAAUGCCGCUACGCUUGGCGCUGAGACUUCGGAUUGUGAUACGCCCUUCACACUGGUGAAUGCGACGUUCAAGUGGAUCGAGGAGAACCUGAAGGAUGAGGUCGAUUUUGUUAUCUGGACCGGCGAUUCGGCGCGCCACGACAACGAUGCCAAUAUCCCUCGUUCGGAAACCCAGAUCCUUGACCUCAACCGUCGCAUCUCGGACAAGAUGUUUGCGGUAUUUGGAAAGCCCGACAACCUUGGCGACGACGACCCGACGAACGACCUGAUUGUACCAAUUAUCCCGACCCUAGGAAACAAUGACAUCUUCCCGCACAACAUCAUGACUGCCGGACCGAACAGAAUCACCAGGGAGUUCUCGGACAUCUGGCGCAGGUUUAUCCCACAGGACCAGUACCACGUGUUUGACAAGGGAGCGUACUUCUGGACCCAGGUUGUUCCCGGAACGAAUGGAAAGAUGGGAUUGGGCAGUCAGGGCGGACUUUCAGUCAUUUCCCUCAACACAAUUUAUUUCUUUGGAUCUAACGCGGCAGUUGACGGAUGCGAUGUCAAGGGCGAGGCUGGUUACGAGCAGAUGGAGUGGUUGAAGGUCCAGUUGGCGUUGAUGCGUGACAUCGGCAUGAAGGCAAUCCUGAUCGGGCACGUUCCACCAGCUUGGACGAGCACCAAGCAAAGUUGGGAUGAAACAUGUUGGAAGAAAUAUGUUUUGUGGUCUAAGCAGUACCGCGAUGUCAUUGUUGGCUCCAUUUAUGGCCAUAUGAAUCUCGAUCAUUUCUUGCUUCACGACAGUGACGAACUCCAGCCCCCGCACGAAGAUGAGAUCAGACGCCCCAAGAAGCCGAGAAAGAAGACCAAGGUUUCUUGCACCGGACACCCGAGCUGUGUAGAGGAGGAACCAGAGCGAGAAGAUGAGGUCAUGCAAUUCGACGAGGAGAACCCUACCUUCACCGCUUCGAAUGCCGAGACCUACCUUCACUCACUCCGCGAGGCCUUCUCCUACUCAAAGAAGAUUGGCGGUAAAUGGGGUGAGCGCUACAUUCUCUCGCUCGUCGGACCCAGCGUCGUUCCAAACUACUUCCCAACAUUGAGAGUUGUCGAGUACAACAUUACCGGCCUUGGAGAGUCCCGCAACGAUAACGAAAUCAGACCUGGCCCAAUUGAGGAGGAUCUCGACACCACCACCGCAACCGUCACAAAGAAGAAGAAGAAGGAACCUGGUUCUCCAGACGGACCCUCAAAGACUUCUCCCCCCGGCCCGGCUUACUCCAUGCAGCCAUUCACAUGGUUGGGAUACACUCAGUACUAUGCCAACAUGACCAGGAUCAAUGGAAGGCAGCCGGAGAAGCAGGAGGAUGAGGCAGAGGCACACCACAAAAACCUUGAACUCAGAGAUGUCGAGGAUCGCGAAUUUAGAUACGAGGUCGAGUACAAUACUAGAACCGAUAAAACCUACAACUUGAAGGAUAUGACGGUCAAGAACUACUUGAAGCUCGCACAAGAGAUUGUCGAUGCCACCCUUAGAGACAGCCGGAAGAAGAAGAAGGCUGGCGAAAAAGUUGAUGGCACCGAUGUCGAGGAAUACGACGAGGAGGAAGAGGAGGAGGAGGUAGAAGAUGUAGAAGAGGAAGGCGGGGAUGUAGACGCCUCAAAGAAGAAGAAGAAGGAUAACAAGAAGAAGCACAACCACAACCACAACAUCAAGAAAGAUAAGAUCUGGCAUGCCUUCGUCACUAGAGCUUUCAUUAGCACCAUCAAGGGCAAGGAGUUUUCAGAGUCGCCGCUCAUUUCCACCAUUGAGUCUUCAUGA
Morchella importuna is the source of this 2073-nucleotide messenger RNA. RefSeq lists its product as uncharacterized. Gene Ontology annotation, cellular component: membrane; fungal-type vacuole. The transcript has 7 exons. Gene Ontology annotation, biological process: polyphosphate catabolic process. Bases 1 to 2073 code for a protein of 690 amino acids. The record is from RefSeq and is a predicted model, not a curated record. Gene Ontology annotation, molecular function: exopolyphosphatase activity; endopolyphosphatase activity. NCBI's taxonomy places the organism in Eukaryota, Fungi, Ascomycota, Pezizomycetes, Pezizales, Morchellaceae.